Messenger RNA from Dovyalis caffra, 876 nucleotides. The record is from the annotation of a GenBank genome assembly. Lineage: Eukaryota; Viridiplantae; Streptophyta; Magnoliopsida; Malpighiales; Salicaceae.
AUGGCCCUUGUCCGUGAACGCCGACAGGUUAACCUCCGUCUCCCCGAACUCUCCGACCGCCGCCCCCGCUUCCCUUUACCACUCCCCCCACUUCCACCGCCACAACCAACAACAACAACAGCAUCUCCACCAUAUCUUGCAACGAUAUUGAGAAGAUACAUUGACCCACUAGUCCGUCGCCAAAUUUACAGAGAAAUUGAGAUUUUCCGCCGUACAGAUUCUCCCUAUAUUGUUCAGUGCCAUGGAAGUUACGAAAAGCCAUCUGGGGACAUAGUAAUUAUGAUGGAAUACAUGGAAUUAGGCACACUUGAUUCACUUCUGCAAAAAUAUGGUACUUUCGAUGAGUCCAAGCUGUCACAUGUGGCACAUCAGGUUCUGAAUGGUCUUAGUUACUUACAUGGACAGAAAAUUAUUCACAGAGACAUCAAGCCUUCAAAUUUGUUGGUUAACAAGGAUAUGGAGGUGAAGAUUGCUGAUUUUGGAGUUAGUAAAAUCAUGUGUCGUACGUUAGAUGCUUGCAAUUCCUAUGUUGGUACUUGUGCUUACAUGAGUCCUGAAAGGUUUGAUCCUGAUACCUAUGGUGGGAACUAUGAUGGUUAUGCUGGUGAUAUUUGGAGCUUGGGGCUUACUCUAUUGGAGCUUUAUUUGGGUCAUUUUCCGUUUCUUCCACCGGGUCAGAGACCCGAUUGGGCUACUCUUAUGUGUGCUAUUUGUUUCGGGGAUCCGCCGAGCUUGCCGGAGGGAGCAUCGGAGGAGUUUCGGGACUUUAUUCAGUGUUGUUUGCAGAAGGAGUCUAGUAAGAGGUGGACAACAUCCCAGCUAUUGUCUCACCCUUUUGUAUGUAAAGAUCCAAGAUCCGAUUUAGUGAACUUAUGA